Molecule: messenger RNA, 325 nt
Organism: Owenia fusiformis
Lineage: Eukaryota; Metazoa; Annelida; Polychaeta; Sabellida; Oweniidae
Source: the annotation of a GenBank genome assembly
UAACAAAAUAAGUGGAUCUGAAUUUGAAUCAGGCAUAAAUAUAUGCUCAUGGAAUGCUAAUGGGCUUGGAACUUCAAUCCCAUAUCUUUCUAAGUUAAUGCAGAGUAAUGAUAUUAUCCUCUUACAGGAGCAUUGGUUACAUCAACAUUCAAAACAUAUUUUGGAAAACGUUAACCAGGAUUUUUACUGUGAAUGCUUUGAAUCUAGUCCGGACUUAUGUCCAUUAAAUAAAGGUCACAUGAUUGGUCAUGGCGGUAUUGCCAUUAUGGUUAAUAGAUCUUUGCAGGCAGUGGUAUCUAAAGUUAAUCUUAAGAUUAAAUACAAG